Messenger RNA from Pogona vitticeps (central bearded dragon), 2368 nucleotides. The record is from RefSeq and is a predicted model, not a curated record. Lineage: Eukaryota; Metazoa; Chordata; Lepidosauria; Squamata; Agamidae.
AAAGGUAGCCAUGAACCGUACAUUGAAAUACGUGAGCAGCCAAGACAGAGAGGGAUGCGUUUCCGGUACAAAUGUGAAGGGAGAUCAGCAGGAAGCAUUCCAGGAGAACACAGCACUGAUAUCAACCGGACUUUCCCAUCUGUACAGAUUUUGAACUAUGUAGGGAAAGUAAAAAUCAGAAUAACGUUGGUCACCAAGAAUGAGCCAUACCGGCCUCAUCCCCAUCGUCUUGUUGGGAAAGACUGUGAAAACGGUUACUAUGAAGCCGAAUUUGGACCGGACCGCCGAAUUCUAUGUUUUCAGAACCUGGGUAUUCAGUGUGUGAAGAAGAGGGAACUUAAAGAAUCCAUCAUUUCACGGAUUUCAAAGAAGAUAAACCCUUUCAAUGUGCCCGAAGAACAACUGCUGGCUGUGGAGGAGUAUGACCUCAAUGUAGUGAGGCUCUGUUUCCAAGCUUUCCUCACUGAUGAACACGGAAAUUGCACUCGCUCUCUGCCACCGGUGAUCUCUAAUCCUAUUUAUGACAACCGUAAGUUCCUGUGCAGUGGGAUUUUCUCCAUACAGAAAGAGCUACUGAGCACCUACGUCUGUCUAAUCUGCCGUGUGAACAAGAACUGUGGAAGCGUGAAAGGAGGCGAUGAAAUUUUCCUCCUGUGUGACAAAGUUCAAAAAGAUGACAUAGAGGUGCGGUUUGUCAUGAACGACUGGGAAGCCAAAGGGAUUUUUUCUCAAGCGGACGUGCACCGCCAGGUGGCCAUUGUCUUCCGGACCCCUCCUUUUUACAAAGACAUCUCGGAGCCGGUCACGGUGAAGAUGCAGCUGAGGAGGCCCUCGGAUCAAGAAGUCAGUGACCCGAUGGACUUCAGAUACCUGCCGGAGGAAAAAGAUCCUUAUGGUCAUAAGGCCAAAAAACAGAGAUCGCCAAUGGCUUUACAGCGGCUCCUCCAGGACUGUGGUCCACACGAGAGUUCUAAAGCUGUGGCGUUCGAAACUGAACGGAAGGUCAUUAAGAAAGAACCGAAUAUGUAUCAUGCACCUGCUGGACCGGUCCUCCCCAUGCAGAGAACAUCCAUGAGCACUCCCCUGACGCAGUCGUAUUAUACCUCUUCAGUGACCAACCACUGCUCCAGCACAUCCUCCAUUCCAUCUUUACAGAUGAGGGCAGCUGUUAAGCAAGAUGGCGCCCUUCCACCACGUUGGCCUUCCUCUGCUCCCUCCUUUAACAUCUUCCCGACUCAAGGCAACUUUGCAGGAGAUUCUUUCCCGACGAGCAUGACCAACGGGGGCUCUCUAUCGCUCGGACAAGAGUAUGGCCUGAACUGGCCUGGCCAAAAGGAAGGGUUCGUUGGCGCAGCCAACGGACAAGGGCCAUCUCUGUUACCAUCGGCGUCACCGUCGGUGUCUCACCAAGACCUACUGAAUGCCUCCAGCACAGUCACCAGCCAGCCGCCGCCGCACCCUGUCAACCUGUCAAUGAUCAACAGCCUCCGUAUGGAUGUGGAAGAUAUCAGAUGCCAAAGCGUCACCUUGGAAAAGGCGUCCUUCGCUCAAGUUUCGAAUCAAAAUGACCACAGGCAGCAGGUGUCCCAUCCAGGUACCUCCGCAGCCCCUCCGUGUACCUCCUCGUUCAGCUCCAUGCCUGCUUCCUACGAUAUGAUGGCUUUCCAUUAUCUGGAUAGCUUCAGCGAACCAAGAUCCUCUAGCGGUUCUGUGCUCCAGAAUCCCAUCAGCCUCUCAGACAACCAGUACUUCACCCAAGAUGAUGAGUACCUGAACUCUUUUGGGGGCAGCUUUGACGCCAUCAUUUAACGCUUUGGAUUUUUCUUGUGCAGAGGGGCCCAGUGGGUUUCCUUCAGUAGAAGAACUCGUUUUGGGGGAUGACCCCUGUGGAGAAGUCAUGCUUGUUCUCAAAGCGCUUCUUUUAAAAAAAAAAAUACCACAGCCCCUAUUGCUACCAGUCUCUGACUUUAAACAGUUUCAUCUUCGGGCUUUGUAAAAAGCACACUGUGUUUGCGCUCUUGUGCUGCUGAAAAUGUUGAUGGAAAGAGUUUAUUUAAUUUUUUUAAAAAAGAAUAUGUUCAUUUGUAUGUAGAUUCUUGGCUAAAAACUCUGUUCAUUUGGAAAGAGACGGACUGUUGCUUUUUGUGUUUUCGUUUUGCUCUUGAGGAGUCACAUCCAGGGUUGACGUUUGAUCCAGUCUGAGGCUGAACAGCGCACUGAAACGGACUCGCUGGGUAUCCUGUCCAUUUGCUCAACUUUCGAGUGUUUUUCAUUUUGAUUUCUAUUUUUUCAGAGAUAUCGGGGGGUUUUUUUACACUUACAAUGCACAGCUUCUCUCAAACCUUUACAAGGUGAUGAAUUUGCACAA